UUAAAAAGAAAAGAGAGAGCGUUCCGACACGCAGCGGCACAGACGCGCGGCGCCGAGAGAUCCAAGCGCGGCGCUUGGUAGCGUUUUUUCUUUGCCCUGUUUUGGCGAAGGAGAUGGCGGAGGCGUACAGAUCGGAGGACGAUUACGAUUACCUGUUCAAGGUGGUGCUGAUCGGGGACUCCGGGGUGGGGAAGUCGAAUUUGCUGUCGAGGUUCACGAGGAAUGAGUUCAGCCUGGAGUCCAAGUCGACCAUCGGGGUGGAGUUCGCCACCAGGAGCUUGACCGUGGACAGCAAGGUGAUCAAGGCUCAGAUUUGGGACACCGCCGGCCAGGAGAGGUACCGUGCCAUCACUAGUGCUUACUACCGAGGAGCUGUGGGUGCACUACUCGUCUAUGAUGUUACUCGGCGUUCUACAUUUGAGAGUGUUGAACGUUGGCUGAAGGAGUUGAGGGACCACACAGAUCCCAGUGUGGUUGUCAUGCUCGUUGGUAACAAGUCCGACCUCCGCCAUCUUGUUGCUGUUUCCACUGAAGAUGGAAAGGCUUUUGCUGAGAGGGAAUCACUCUUUUUCAUGGAGACAUCAGCACUAGAAUCAACAAAUGUGGAUAAUGCUUUUGCAGAUGUUCUGACUCAGAUUUAUCAAAUUGUAUGCAAGAAAGCAGUCGAGGCAGGUGAUGAUGCAACAUCUGCUUUCCCCAGUAAAGGAGAGAGAAUAGAUGUGAAAGAUGAUGUUUCUGCGCUGAAGAAAUCUGGCUGCUGCUCUGGCUAGCAAAGGUGAUGCUGCACAACAUUUAAUUUCUUCAUUUCGCCCAUGCUAAGUAUUCUGCUCAACAUUUCUCAUGGUGGAUUUUAGACCACCAUUUUGUGGGACUCAAGUGCUUGAAAUUGAAUACAUCAAGAUUUUCUUACAUUUAAUACUUGGAUUCUUAAAUCGUGAAGAAAUAUAUUUUAAGAUU
This is a messenger RNA of Phoenix dactylifera (date palm), 957 nucleotides long. RefSeq names its product ras-related protein RIC2-like. The record is from RefSeq and is a predicted model, not a curated record. Gene Ontology annotation, molecular function: GTPase activity; GTP binding. NCBI's taxonomy places the organism in Eukaryota, Viridiplantae, Streptophyta, Magnoliopsida, Arecales, Arecaceae.